CGCGAUUGUCUAUUUUGCAACGAGGUGUUAUAAAACACUUCAAGAACAAAACAGCCAUUGUUGUCUACUUGAUGAGAACGAAAGUACUUGGGAAUCUGAAAUCUCCAAACAAUGCCAGAUAUAUUUCAUACAUUAUUCAAAAUAUCUCAACACUUUUACCCGCAAUUCGGUGUUGACAAGACUGAGUGUUGUGCAUGUGGUUUCGAAAACUUGCAACAUGAUACAGUUUUUUGUUGUGACACUGAUUUUGACAAAUGUUGCUUUUGGAGUUGAGAACAUUGAAGAGUCAGGACAUUUCAACUCACGUUAUAAUCAAGCGAUUGAUGAAUCAGGAUCGGCAAUUUUUUCUAACAAUCCACGAAAUUCUGUAACCAGCAGAGACAGUAGAAUUUUUUCAAGUAAUCCACCUCGGGAGGCAAAUUUAGCGGACAACCAACCAUACCAAAAACUCUCUGAAAGAUACAAAGAGAAGAAAUCUGGAGAAUUCGAGAAUAAUAACCCCAGGAUUCGAGAUUACGAAGCCCUUGCGAAACAUGGAGCUAAGGUUCUCAGAGUACCACCAGAGAAAUUAGGACAGGAUUAUGUGCCUCUUUCCCGCAUACAAAAGAAAAACUACUCGUUCUCCUACAAAGUGGUUAAUGAUUUAACAGGCGACGAUUUUUCACACUCUCAAAUCACGAACUCCAGGACUACCAACGGAGAAUACCGCGUUAAACUUCCAGAUGGCAGGGUGCAGAUUGUGUCAUAUUCGGCAGACAAAAACGGUUAUAAGGCUGAUGUCAAAUACACAGAAAAUGGCGUCGAACGCAAUGAUCACCAAGAAGUCCCGGAUCGAGGAUCGAGCAUUCCCGUCCGCCGAAUUUCGCCCACUCGAAAAUUCCAUCCAUUAAAAACGGAGCGAACGAAUUAUCUCGAUGGAACACAACGCAACUCUGCAAUUGUAAAAUUAAAAGCAGUUGCACCAGCUGCACUCCUGCAACGUUACGACAGCUACGAGAGUUUCGCAGUUAUACCCAGUCCGGCAUAUCCCGAUGAGGCUGUAGCUGUCAGUGGAAAUUUGCAGAUACCAGUCCCAGUCAACGUCCAAAUCUACACUAGCAAUGCUAGAGAUCACAUGACAGGCAGCUACUACCCAGUGGAAACAAGUUCCCCUCCACCGUUUUUCUACGAUGAUUCCAACAAUUAUCAGCAACCAGUCAUGUCACCAGAAAUCAUCACCAAUGGGGAUCAUGGAAUCAUUUCUCCAGGAUCUACACCAUCUUCCUUCGUCCUCACCGAUAAACAUGGCCAAGUUAUCGAUAAUAUAAGAUUGGUUACCACCACUGCAAUACCAGUAGUUUUUGCUUCUAAUCCAGCUACACCCAACGGAAGACAUUUUGUUGGAAUACGAUCCACCGCUGAGGCGUCUUCAAGAUAGAAAUGGAAGUGAGUGAGAAGGUGUAAGGAAGGAAAAAACUAACGGGAUAGUCUAAGUGAUGCCGUGAAUAGACUAUAGAAAUAAAUACUCCAAUGGGUUUUGCAAAAAAUAGGGAUAGAAAAAUCAAAUCAAAUAACCAUAUUUGGGGUAAUUCAGCUGAUAAAGUUUUUGGUUCGUUUCAUUUCCCAAACUAUCGAAUUAACCUGGAACGUUUUGAUUUUAAAUAAUGUAUAUUUUUUACAGAUUUUUAGUCUACAAAAAUUUUAGAUCUUGUUUCUUUAACCAUCAUAUUACCUCACCGAUAUUGGAUGAAAAUCCAUGAUAACGUACUUGUGGAAAACUUCAUUGUGUUUUUUUGCUGAUACGGUGAUCAACAAGUGCUUUUCAGGUCAAAACUUUUUUCACCACCUCCGAAAAAUAUUAACGAGGUGUCUAUCAUUCGAUUCAUAAUAGCGUGUAGAUGAUUUUUGAAAAAAUUCAAGUUUCUCUUACAAAAAUUGUUGAAGUUGUGAACAAUCAG
Molecule: messenger RNA, 1937 nt
Organism: Leptinotarsa decemlineata (Colorado potato beetle)
Lineage: Eukaryota; Metazoa; Arthropoda; Insecta; Coleoptera; Chrysomelidae
Cellular component (GO): extracellular matrix
Source: RefSeq, a predicted model, not a curated record